AUGGCAGCUCUGGCAGUUUUCCGUCACGUCUGCAGCGGUCCUCUGCUCUGGGGCUGGGGUCCCGUUCUGUGUGGCCUGCUGGGGUCUGUGUUUGUUCUGCUGCUGCCUUUAGCAGGAAUAGAGGAGCAAUGCUGCGCCUCACUGAAGGGUGUUGCUCUUCUGCGCUGUCGGCUGUGGGGGGGUGUGCAGCGGCCCGUGGUGCACACCACGAGUCUGACGGUCCCUUUCACUGCACUAGACCUCCUGCCACAGAGAGUCAAGCCCAGUAAAGAGACUCAGCUGGAGGCAAAGGCGGCUCUCCAGCAGGCUCUGGAGAUGAAGACCAAUGGCAAGAGGGAGAAAGCUCAUAAGCUGCUCAUCCACGCGCUCAACAUGAACCCAGAGUUUGUGGAGGCGCUCACUGAAUUAGGAACCAUACUGGAGGAGGAAAAAGACGUGGUCCAAGCAGACCAUCUGUACACCAAGGCCCUCACCAUCUCGCCCUGCAACGAGAAGGCUCUGGUGAGCAGGGAUCGCACACUCCCGUUAGUAGAGGAAAUAGAUCAGCGCCACUUUGGAAUCAUUGAUGGAAAGGUGCGACGUCUCAUGUCCAUAUCCAAAGGCAACUCUGCUCUGCGCCGAGUCAUGGAGGAGACAUACUACCAUCAUAUCUACCACACCGUCGCUAUUGAAGGCAACACGCUCACUCUGUCCGAGAUCCGUCACAUUAUUGAGACCAGAUAUGCCGUUCCAGGAAAGAGUCUUCAAGAACAGAACGAGGCAAUUGGCGUCGACGUGGCCAUGAAGUACAUCAACACCACACUUCUGUCCCGUGCCGGAGCGAUCACUGUAAAUGACAUCCUAGACAUACACCAACGGGUCCUAGGCUUCGCCGAUCCUGUCGAAGCCGGACGAUUUCGUGUCAGCCAGGUGUUCGUGGGCCAUCACAUCCCACCGCAUCCGCAGGACCUGGACAAGCACAUGCAGGAGCUGGUGCAGUGGUUGAACUCGGAGGAAGCGCUGCAUCUGCACCCGGUAGAGUUCGCAGCUCUCGCGCACUAUAAACUGGUUUACGUUCAUCCGUUCGUGGACGGGAACGGACGGACUUCUCGCCUGCUCAUGAAUUUAAUCCUAAUGCAAGCUAGUUAUCCGCCGAUCACCAUUCGGAAAGAGCAGAGGGCGGAGUAUUACACCGUCCUGGAUACUGCCAACGAGGGCGACGUCAGGCCCUUUAUUCGCUUUAUCGCGAAAUGCACUGAAAUAACACUUGAUACACUAUUGAUAGCCACAAGUGAGCAUGCAGUGGGGCUGCCCGGGACUAGUCAUCAUGCCUGUCCUGACUGUAAACACACCAUAUCUGUGCAUAGCUGAUAGAUGUACACUGGCAAGUGGAAAAAGAUUGCAUGUGGAGUAAAUUGAGGUGCCAUAUAAGCCUCUGUACCGACCUUGUACUGCUAGCAGGGGACCUAAUUAAUAAACUGUUGAUCCAUUUGAAGUUUGUGCAUUUACUGUGUAGCUUUAUUCGUUACAAAUCCUUUGUUCAAUGUUCGAAAUGUUCACAUGGUUUUACAUUUAAAAUGAAAGAAAAGCUCUCUUAUUCACUGAAUGAACAGUAUUAGGUCAGAUCUUCAGCAGCUACAUCCUUCUGCAUUUGAGUUCAUGAUAAUGUUGCAGAAAUGAACUGCUGUCUGUUGGGAACUACUGUAUAUUCAUACUCCUAUUUGUGUGGACUUCUUUAAGUCUCAAAAUGCAAGCUUGAGUUAAUGUCUUUUGAAGUUUGACAGGUCUGUUAAAUGUGAAAGGUUGCAGUUCUUUAGUGAUGCUUUUCAGAUGCUUUACUAGCUGAAGUGCAUUUUGUGAACAGCUUGUUACAUUUCUCUCAAGCUGGCAGGGUACAGAAAAAAAAGUUAAAUGAAUGUCUUUUCAAGCCAAUUUGAGUAAUAGUAAAAAUAGUAACUUUUUUUUUUUUUUAGUUUUGAGGUUAAAAAAAUAUAUUUCAAGAAAAUAAAAUUAUACAUAUUUUUUACAUCAAGUCUGUUUUCAUCUGAAAAUGCUUGUUCCGUGAUUCUGAUCUAUGAUGCAAGGAAUAUAAUUGCCCACAGAUGUUUAAAAUGUUAAGGAAGAUGUAUUAUUGUAACAGGAAUAUCGUUGUGAAGUUGUAUUAAUAAUGUUGGCAACUUUUUUUGA
Molecule: messenger RNA, 2166 nt
Organism: Carassius gibelio (silver crucian carp)
Lineage: Eukaryota; Metazoa; Chordata; Actinopteri; Cypriniformes; Cyprinidae
Product: protein adenylyltransferase FICD-like
Exons: 2
Coding region: 1-1350 (449 amino acids)
Molecular function (GO): protein binding
Source: RefSeq, a predicted model, not a curated record